Messenger RNA from Trypanosoma conorhini, 882 nucleotides. RefSeq lists its product as uncharacterized. The transcript has a single exon. The record is from RefSeq and is a predicted model, not a curated record. Bases 1 to 882 code for a protein of 293 amino acids. NCBI's taxonomy places the organism in Eukaryota, Euglenozoa, Kinetoplastea, Trypanosomatida, Trypanosomatidae.
AUGUUCGUGCAGCAAGAGGCGUUAGAGAGAGUUACCGCAGGGGCAAGAACACGGGUGUCAAACCUUACGCGGGAGGAGGAAUUGCUGCUUCGUGGUGUGCGGCCUGGCAGUGAAUUUGCGCCGCUGCUAUAUUCGGCCCUUUCCCCGCCGCAUAGCAGGGCUGAGGGUGUGAGGCCCGUCCACUCCGCAGGCGUGCGCGGAGUUGCCGCUGCUGGUUAUGGCAGUGGCUAUAACUUGAAAGGGGAAGAGGUUUCAAGCGGCGUAAUGGAGAAAACGCAAACAAUCAGUCCUCCGAAGAAUGUUGGUGCAAAUUUACACCACAAAAACUUUGCGGCCUCUCCUGAUGUUGAAACUGGGAUUGGCUACUCUUCACAAGCCAGACGCCCUGGAAACAUGCAGGGUUGUGCAAUGCCGCGCACUUCACCACGUGUUCUUGUUCCCUCUCUCAUGCCUAUGUGUGAUGCGGCACCGCCUGCACCACCACAACCACUUCCACACAAUGUGAGUUUGAGCGGCUUCCGUGGUGGGGCACUUCCCCCAUUGAAUACUGAGGCAUCCAACGAUGUGGACCUGGCGAAAGUUCCUUUAAAAGGGCUCACAGGUAGCCCAAGGCUACAAACACCUGGACAACCAAAAGCGUUUACUAGUGGUUCAAUCCCUAUCAGUGACACUAAGGCAAGGCUUGCCGAACUGGGCGACUUCAACCUACCGCUUAGCUGGCCCUCGCACGAAGACCAUGCGAAACACCUCGCUGGACGCGGGCGCAUUGGCAAAAAGGCACCGUUAGCCCCUUUGAGGACCUUCGGCAAAAGUGCAGCGGGGAUUACUGCCAAAAAGGCGAUUCCAUCAUCUGGGAAGGCGCAGCAAAGCGGACGGUUGUGA